GUUGUGUGUAGCCUUGUUAGCUGUGCUGCUGCUACACGUUCACUGAUAUCCCUGUGUGUAGUCAGUGUGAACAUGUAUAAUCUCAACCAGCUUGUGUUGUGUUGACAGUUAGCUCACCUAGCUUGAUUAGCUAGCAUUGUGUCUGUGAUGCUACUGUUAGCACUGAAUGUUAUCAAGUUAAAAGAACAACAAUAUCACAACGCUGUCAGGCUGUUAGCAUGGCAGCUUUGAGGUUUUUCACCUGCACUUUAUGUCAGAGAGGUUAGGUAUUUUAAUGGACUUGAGAACUAGCUGCCUUUUUUGCUUUUGAGCAAGCAGCACAAAUGAAUUAUGGGGCUCAAAGUGGUCCAGCUUACCUCCAAGUCCCACCACGAAAACAUCCUGGCCUCUCUGCAACAGCUGAGGCUGCAGGGACAGCUCAGUGAUGUCACAGUGCAGGUAGACUACCAGGGAGACGUGCAGGAGUUUCAGGCCCACCAGCUGAUGCUCGCGGCAUCCAGUGGCUACUUCAAGAAGAUCCUUCUCUCUCAGGAUGCCGCCCGAGACAAAGUAUUACUCUCCAAUAUGCACUCCAACGAUUUCUCCAAGUUUUUGGAGUUUGUGUACACUGGUAAAGUUGAAGUUGUCAGAGACAAGAUUGGUGAUGUUCAAGCAGCGGCACAGCUUUUGGACUGUGAGGAUCUGUCUGAGGUUUGCGGUGAGGCCAUGAGUGCUGGAAUACUGCAAAAACCUACGAAGAAAGCAUCCGCAUCAGUAGAUAAAGGUGACUUACAUGGUGCCAAGAAAGACAAAAAGACCAAAGUGAAGAAGCAGCCUAAACGGUUACUUCUUAAGCGGUGGCUCUCUCCACAGAGCUCUGAGAAAGAAGUCAUUUCAAAAAGAUUAAAGGCAAAGAAAGCCGCGAAGGAUGAAACAAUACAAGGAAAAAGCCUAAAACUGAGGAUGGCUGGCCGUAAAGUCCUUCGGAGUCAUUUUAAUACUAAAAGAGAGGCUAACCCUGACAAUAAAAAACAAGUUACCAAUGAAGACACGGAGGAGAAUGAGGACAGGACUGAAGCCGAGGCUCGGGCAGAGAAAGGGUACGAGUCAUCAUUGGGAAUGCCAGCCUCUGAUACGGAUGAUUGGGAUUGGAAUGGUAUGGAAGAUGUGCAGAGUAGUGAUCCUGAAGAAGACUCCUUGUUGUUAUCUGUGGGGGAUGAAGAGGAGGAUGAAGAGGGACAGCUCAAGGACACAUUAAAGAAAACAUCCAAGGCCCAGUUCCAGUGUAACAAGUGCCAGCGGACCUUCCACUAUGAGAGAAGCUACUUGAAGCACAUCAGCACGUACCAUGGAGUGAAAGCAGACGUCAUCUACCGCUGUGAGACCUGCCAGCAAACCUUCGCCAACCGCAGCAAUCUGAAGAUCCACGAAAAGCACGUCCACAGCAACGAGAGGCUCUUUACCUGCGACUCCUGCGGAAAGACCUUCAAACGAAAGAAGGAUGUUGUCCGCCAUCAAAGACAGGUGCAUGAACGUAACAAUUCGCGACAUGUCUGCCCCGACUGUGGAAAGGCACUCAGCUCCAAAACCGCUCUGUUGUUGCAUGAGAGGACACACACGGGUGCAAAGCCCUUCGAGUGCACCGACUGCGGGGCCAGGUUUACCCAGAACUCUGCCCUCAAGAUGCACCGCAGGACUCACACAGGAGAGAAGCCAUUCGCAUGUGACGAGUGUGAAGCCCGGUUCACUCAGAAGCACAUGUUGGCCUAUCACAAGCGAUCACACACAGGAGAGAAACCCUUCAUGUGUGAGGCCUGCGGGAAAAGCUUUGCAUCUAAAGAAUACCUGAGACACCACUCAAACAUCCACACCGGGUCCAAGCCAUACAAGUGCGAGCAGUGCGGUCGAGGCUUCGCUCAGAGGAAUUCCCUCCACCAGCAUUUAAAGAUACACACAGGUGAGCGUCCGUACAGCUGUAAAGACUGCGACAAGCAGUUCACCCAGCUCAACGCCCUCCAGAGGCACCAGCGUAUUCACACAGGAGAGAAGCCCUACAUGUGUGGUCUUUGUAGACGCACCUUUACAGACAAGUCCACCCUUCGCAGGCACACUAUGAUCCAUGACUCGGAUGCUCCCUGGAAAACCUACCUUGUGGUGCUGGAGGGAAAUGUGGAGGAUAAGAAACCCAAAAGUCCUACUAAGGGAAAGACAGAAAAAGCAGGACCAAAGGAGAAAAGGAGCACUGCUAGAAAAGGUGCUGGUGGUUCUGCUGCUGGUGGUACUGGUACAGCAGGCGGUCAUGGUAAAACCCCCACUGACUCCUUGGUGUUGUCGUCUGAGCCGAUCACUCUCCCAUCUGAAUGGACCAGCCAUGGGGCGUUUGCUGUGGUCAGCCACGGCGCCCUCGGCGGGAUCACCGUCAUCCACACCGAGAUGCCACCCGGGACCCAGCUCCAGCCCAUCGUAACCACCGACAGCACAGGGGCCAGCGUUAUUUCCUUAGAUGGAUCAGGCAUCCCCUUCUCAAUACCAGUCUCCAUGGCUCACACUCUCCCCUUGUGCUCUGAAGCGUCCUCCACCUCUCUGUCUAUACCCACUCUCUCAAUUCCUGUUUCUGAUGGCACGUUUGCAUCAGUCUCAGAGAUCCCAACUGUUUCUACGGCCUCUGUCCUGGAAGCUGCAGCCUCACAGACCAUUUUGGCUUCAGUUUCAGACGCCAAGGCCGCUUCCGAGACGGCUAUUUUGCUGCCUGACAUUCAGACAGUGAUUGUCGGCGCAGAGGUGUGUGGGAAAGAACAAUCAGCUGAGGUCCCGAGCGAUGGAGAGCAGAGGACAGCAGAUAACCCCUCAGGUGAACCUGAAGGGGCCCCAGCUCAAGAUGCUGUGUAGAGAAUGCAUGUGAAUAGAAAGAAUCUAAUGUGGGUGUGGGGGGAUUUAAAAUCAAAUUUCAACCCCCGCUUUUCCACGUUAUAUCAUGUAUAUAUACUUUAGCAUUAGCAGUGUAUGAAUGUGUGGUCUGACCAUGUGGUGUUUUAUCAUUAUUAGGAUCUUUAAGUCCAGUGUUUCAUUAACAGACUUGGAUGUGACGUUUCAGUUUGUCACACUCUUUUGGAACACGAAGGUAUUCAUUAAAAAUCACAAGAAUUAGCUAUAGUCAGAGAUAAAAACUAAAAUAUGA
Messenger RNA from Sebastes umbrosus (honeycomb rockfish), 3157 nucleotides. It is a transcript of the gene gzf1, whose product is annotated as GDNF-inducible zinc finger protein 1. The coding region runs from base 331 to 2868 and encodes 845 amino acids. NCBI's taxonomy places the organism in Eukaryota, Metazoa, Chordata, Actinopteri, Perciformes, Sebastidae. The transcript has 8 exons. Gene Ontology annotation, molecular function: protein binding. The record is from RefSeq and is a predicted model, not a curated record.